UGCUCUACAGCCAGAUGAUACGACCAUGUCAGCAGGAGCGUUCAGACGUCUCGGUAGUAUUGUGAAACAGCUGCAGGUGGGGAUGGAGAACCAGUCCACUCUUCAAUUGGUUGCUCAACAGCCCUUCUCAUCUGAUUGUACAACACACAUAAAAUUAGAUAAUACUACCAUUGCAGCAGGAGCGUUCAGACGUCUCGUUAGUAUUGUGAUACAGUCGGGACAUUCUGUGAACUGUGAGUUAUCGUGCUGUACAAUAGAGCCUGAAGAGGACGUGAGACAGCUGCAGGUGGGGAUGGAGAACCAGUCCGCUCUUCAGUUGGUUGCUCUACAGCCCGUCUCAUCUGACUAUACAACACGCAUAACAUUAGAUUGUACUACCAUUGCAGCAGGAGUGUUCAGACGUCUCGUUAGUAUUGUGAUACAGUCGGGACGUUCUGUGAACUGUGAGUUAUCGCGCUGUAAAAUAAAGCCUGAAGAGGACGUGGGGCAGCUGCAGGUGGAGAUAGAGAACCGUUCUGCCGUGAAACUUGUGACGCCCUUUCAACUUAACUUUUGCGAUAGAUGGUCGGUUGAGUUCAACGUAAACGUAAAAGAGUCAACGGAACCGGAAGUGCCCCUCCAGGCUUCCGGAAGUAACUCCUCUUGCUCCGACGCGUCCACGAAACUGGAAUUGUCCGUCCAGGCGUCCAGAAGUAACACCCCUGGCUCCGUCGCGUCAACGGAAGCGGAAGUGUCCCUUCAGGCUUCCUGUAACUCCCCUUGCUCUGUCGCCUCCAAGGAACCGCAAAUGUCCGUCCAGGUUUCCAGAGGUUACUCCCCUUGCUCCGUCGCGUCAGCGGAACCAGAAUUGUCCCUUCAGGCUUCCGGGGGUGACUCCCCUUGCUCUGUCGGUUCCGAAAAAGCUGAGCUAACGAGUUUUCAGGAAGCACGAAGGUUUUUUAAAGCUUUGGAAGCAAAAAAUCAAAGUAAACCUAAAUUCUAA
Mya arenaria is the source of this 982-nucleotide messenger RNA. RefSeq lists its product as uncharacterized. The coding region runs from base 26 to 982 and encodes 318 amino acids. The record is from RefSeq and is a predicted model, not a curated record. The transcript is spliced from 7 exons. Lineage: Eukaryota; Metazoa; Mollusca; Bivalvia; Myida; Myidae.